CACAAUGAAGAAGUUUCAACAGAAGGCUUAUAAGCGUAGAUGGGCUGCCACAACUAGGCAUUUGAAGAAGCAAUGCCGACAGUCAACUUUAGAAUUAGAGAGUGAUGAUAGCGAGCAAGAGAAUGACACGACAAUCUUUACAACUCCAGAAACAGUGACAACCCUUCAGUACAUGGAUGCUGCGGAGACUGCUUCCUGCACUGCCGCGGGUGCUGACAAUGCCACCUACAGUGGCCCUGAUAGUGAUGAGCCUGAUGAAAAUGAUGCUGAUUGGAGACUAAUCGACCAUCAUGUCACCUUGUCAUCUGAUUCAGAAAAUGAGAGUGAUAGUGACUGCUUUGAAGAUAUUUUGAGGUCUGGAUUAUUUUAUCUUCAGAAUAGCUUCUGCUAUUGGCCAAAGCCAAAUCCUACCCACUCCAGAAUCCGGAGAGCUGAGAUUCCUGACAAAGAAGUCUGGGAUAGGCUGCCAAUUCGGGUUUUCAGGAAAACAUUGACUGAAGACUUUGACAAGGCCCUUCAAUAUGAAAAACAAGCUGAAAUGUUUUCGAGCCCAGAGGAAGAAGAAAUGUCAACCAAAUGGAGCCACAUCACCCCUGAACGUUAUAGAAACGAUGAGGAAGAUGUGUUUGAUGCUGACGGCGAAGAGGAAAUUCGGCCAAAAAAGAAGUGCAGAAAAGAGAAAUUACAGAUCCUCAUCCAGGCACCCCCACUGCCAGUGCUCCCACCAUUGAACUUUCCAAACUUCAGCGAGUACCAGACCACUUCAGCCAGUACCAGCCAAUACUACACCACUCCAAGGCAUCCAGGCCGACCUCACAGCCCAGCGAGAAGCAGCACUUACAGGCUCAGUCCAGACAGGAAUCAUGCAUCCAGCUCAAGCCAGUACCAAACCACUCCAGCCAGUACGAGUCAGUACCAGACCACUCCAAGAAGCAGCAGGAAUGCCCUUGAAAGUGAACUUUUCCAGUUAAACAUGAAAGUUAAAAAAAAUAGUUGAGAACCAGGGAGAAAUUAUGCGCAUGCUGAGAGGGCUGGCAGCACAGUCUGUGGGGCCAGAAGCUGUGGAUGUUCAAGAUCUCAUUGAGAAGCCUUUCGAGACUCUUGA
This is a messenger RNA of Nerophis lumbriciformis (worm pipefish), 1105 nucleotides long. RefSeq lists its product as uncharacterized. The record is from RefSeq and is a predicted model, not a curated record. Lineage: Eukaryota; Metazoa; Chordata; Actinopteri; Syngnathiformes; Syngnathidae.